Beauveria bassiana ARSEF 2860 is the source of this 1035-nucleotide messenger RNA. RefSeq names its product inversin protein alternative isoform. Lineage: Eukaryota; Fungi; Ascomycota; Sordariomycetes; Hypocreales; Cordycipitaceae. Gene Ontology annotation, molecular function: protein binding. The coding region runs from base 1 to 1035 and encodes 344 amino acids. The record is from RefSeq and is a predicted model, not a curated record. The transcript has a single exon.
AUGAGCCUCGACACCCUACCAACAGAGCUGCAGCUCCAGAUUGUGGCACAGCUCUCCAAAGUCUCCAAUAUCAAUGCUCUCUCCCAAGUCAACCGCAGCUACUACAACUUGCUUGUCAACCACCUCUACACCGUCGACGAGCUUACCCUCCAAAAAGAUGCCUUGCGCUGGGCCCUCACACAUCAAAACGGCGGCACGUUACAGCGCUGGCGAGAGGCUGGCCUUGACAUUAACCGCAUGCGCCGCAACAACACCCGCCCUCUCAUCGAGGCCAUGAAGGCCGGCUCCGACUGGGCCACCUGGCAAAUCCUUCACCUCGGCGCCAAUAUUCACAUUGCCGACAACCAAGGCCGAACACCCCUCCACCUCGCCUGCGCCGACGACUUUCAACGGCCAGACCUCGUCCGCUACAUGCUCGCCCAGGGCGCCAACUCUUCCGCUACGACUCGCGCAAAGGAAACGCCUCUUUUCAUGGCCAUCCGCUGCGGCAACGCCGAAAUUGUUGAGGCUUUGCUAGAAAAUGGUGCCGAUCAUGCCGCCAAGGAUCGCAUGGGCUGUGCGCCGCUGCAUGAGGUCAUUGAGAAUGGCCGUGUCGAGAUUGCCCAGCUGCUGCUUCAGCACGGCGCAAACCCAUCGCUGCCGCGACCGCUGACAGGCGAGACCCCGCUACACACUGCUAUUUUGACGGGCUCGCUCGACAUGAUAAAGCUGCUUGUUGACAGCGGUGCUGACCUGGCGGCCGAGUAUAACGACUUUACGCCUCUCCUUCUCGCUUGCCAGGACGGCAGCGUUGAUGUGGUGCGUUGGAUGUUGCAGAACGGCGUCGAUGUCCAGAGCAACACCAACAAGCGAGGCCUCACACCCCUGCACGCUGCAGCCAUGGGGGGUUCCGAUGAGGUUGUCAGGAUACUGCUCCAACAUCAAGCGCCUGACAUGCUCACCGUCCCGGACCAGUAUGGCGAUACGCCCGUGACGGUGGCCUCUCGCUACAAGCACGACAGCCUCGCCAGAAUGAUGGUGCAGCUCGUCAACUAG